Gordionus sp. m RMFG-2023 is the source of this 1792-nucleotide messenger RNA. RefSeq names its product solute carrier family 35 member C2-like. The record is from RefSeq and is a predicted model, not a curated record. The coding region runs from base 16 to 1374 and encodes 452 amino acids. Gene Ontology annotation, cellular component: Golgi apparatus; endoplasmic reticulum-Golgi intermediate compartment; cis-Golgi network. The transcript is spliced from 10 exons. Gene Ontology annotation, biological process: UDP-glucose transmembrane transport. Gene Ontology annotation, molecular function: antiporter activity. NCBI's taxonomy places the organism in Eukaryota, Metazoa, Nematomorpha, Gordioida, Chordodea, Parachordodidae.
CCUAUAAAAUGUUAUAUGAUGAAUGGCACCAAUGGCUCAAUCAUCAUAUUAAGCUUACAAAUUAUAAUACUAAUUAUAUUUUAUGAUGCCUUAUCUAUUGGAUUAACUUUUUUCCAGAAAUAUUUUAUAAAGGAUUUUCAUUACCCUCUAACCAUAGUCAUAGGCCAUGUUAUAUUAAAAUUUAUAUAUGCAUCAUUUAUUAGAAAAGUGUUGAUAUACUUUUCUAAUAGAGAUGCAUUUCAUUUAGAUAUGAGUAUGUACUGGAAGACUGUUAUGCCCACAGGAAUAUCAAGUGGUCUUGAUGUUGGACUUUCAAAUUGGAGUUUUGAAUUUAUAACAGUAUCAUUAUAUACUAUGUCUAAGUCAUCUUGCAUCAUAUUUAUAUUUAUUUUUUCUAUAUUUAUGCGAUUAGAUUCAUUGAAAAUAACAAAUUUUAUAACUGUGCUAUUAAUUGCAAUUGGUCUAUUUUUAUUCACAUAUCAUUCCACCCAAUUUAACUGGAAAGGAUUUAUUCUUGUUAUGAUUGCAGCAAUGGUAGGUGGAGUUAGAUGGUCUCUAGCACAGUUAGUCACCCAACACAAAAAAUUUGCUAUCAAAAACCCUUUAGAUGUUAUAUUCUAUGUGCAACCUUGGAUGCUCACUAUAUUAAUGCCCCUUGCAUUUGUUUUUGAAAGAGAAUUCUAUGGUUCUUUGUUCAAUUCGAGCCAGAUCGCACCCUUAAUCACGUCUCACGUGGCCAUUAAAAUAUUCAUAGGAAGUUUGAUCGCGUUUGGAAUGGAGAUCAGCGAAUAUCUCUUGGUCAUGCAUACCUCUGGUCUCACCUUGGGCAUAUCCGGUAUCCUUAAGGAAAUAUUGACCCUAUACCUGGCGGCCAAAUAUAACGGCGAUCAAUUUUCGCGGAUAAAUUUUGGAGGCUUGGUUUUGUGCUUACUAGGCAUAUCGCUCCACGUCCUUUUCAAAUUUAUUCAAUCGGAGCCCAACGAUGGCGAAUACGUAAAAACUUCCAAAACCUCUUACCUUCUCUCUAAUAAACAUCAAGACGUUGCAAAAAAAUUCGAAGACCAUUACCGUUCCCAGACUAGUCUGUCUCACGUUAGAGACCCACGCGAUGAGUCGAAAUAUAAUACGUCAAAAGAGACCAAGAGGAGUUCCUUUUCUAACGGAGUUUGCAAACCCAGAUCAACCUCCUCGACCGGUACAGAAUAUGAAGACCUAAUUUCAAGUUCAGAAUCAUUAAUCAAGGACUUGCAAAAUAAUAAUGUAUCAGAAUCAAAUUCAUUAUAUCUUCACGGUUCCGGUGACGCUUUAUGCCUAAUUCCAGAUUUGGAUCAUAAUAACAGCUUUAAUAGGUCUCUUUCCCCGAAACUAUUAUGAUUCUUUUUUAUUGUUCGAAUCGUCAGAUAUCUUUAAACUAAAUGUCUUUAUCAUUUUAUUUUCCCUUCUUUUUUUUGAAAUUUUGAAUCCCCGUUCGUAAUUAAUUACUUAUUAACAUCUCAUAUUUAAAUGUUAGAGAAUAUUAAAAAAUAGACUAAACACAAAGCUUUAAAUAAUUUUAUUUAAUGGUUUAAUAUUAUUAAUAUUUAUUUAGAAUUUAUAAAUAUAUAUAUAUCAGAGUAUCUAAUGGUUUAUUAGAUUUUAUUUAUUUCAUAUUUAUUUUUGUCAAAGUUAAUUGGUGAUUUAUUUAUAUAUAAUAAAUAUAAAUAUCGUUCGUUAUACAGAAAAAAAAUUAUUAACAAAUUUAUAAUUUUCCUUAUUAUAAUUUAUUAAAAAAAAUUAAAAUAAGUCUUAGAUA